This is a messenger RNA of Nannizzia gypsea CBS 118893, 1740 nucleotides long. RefSeq names its product isocitrate dehydrogenase. The record is from RefSeq and is a predicted model, not a curated record. Bases 1 to 1740 code for a protein of 579 amino acids. Lineage: Eukaryota; Fungi; Ascomycota; Eurotiomycetes; Onygenales; Arthrodermataceae. The transcript has a single exon.
AUGCGUGGGGCAGAUCCAUUACGGGUGGGUGUUGCGGUUGGGCAUGGAACAGGCCCGGAGCUUGCAGUGGUGUUCGAAAACGUCUUGCAAGAACUGGCAUCUCGUUAUUCUCUAACGAUCGAGUUUGUCCGAUCGGACAGAAUCUAUCACUCUUAUAACUCCUUGCCUCUUUCGGAUGAAAGCCAGAAUGCAAUUCCCGAUAUCUGCGACGAAACCGUAAAUGACAUCACGCAUUAUCAACAAUUCUGCGAACGGGAGGCCAGCCGGGGCCUCAAGGUCAUAUUUCGAACCGCAAUAAGUGCCCAAUCACUGUAUGCAGUGCGUCAGCAAUUGGAAGCUGUCAAGGUCGAGUGCUUUGAUAGUGGUACAUCAUCUCUACUGGUCAUUCGAGAUCAAGCACAGGGGUUUUAUACUGGAACCAAUAAACUCGAAAGUGGUCAGCAAUCUGUAUCAAGAGAAUGUGAAUUCCGCAAAGAGGUGUUCCAGCACAUCAUAGCAUUCUCUCUCGAGCGGGCAAGAGAGAAAUGGGGUGAUGACCUCGGAGGGAUAAAGACAGUCUUCCUGGUAUACAAAUUCCACCUCUUUGAUGGGUUAUUGCUGUCCUGGGCCAAGGAUUUGACUGCAGAGUUUGGUAUCAAAGUGGAGUUUAUUCAGCCAGACACAAUGAAUAGGAAUAUGAUCGCAUUUGGGGUUGGCCGCUGCUUGAUGGUGGCUGGCAACGAGUAUGCGGAUAUCAUGCAAACAAUCUUCCUUGAGAGGUUCAAUAUGCGGGUUCAAGAAACAUCCUGCUCCGAAAACGUCUACUUGAAGCCAGUGUUGAAUCGGCUCAGCGAAUAUCAGACCACACAUGGCUCGGCAGACGAUAUCACAGGCAAAGGAAUUGUAAAUCCAUCCGCUACCAUACGUGCUGCUGCGGCCAUUCUUGAGCGUUUUGGUGGCUGUGCUGGUAUCGAUGCCGAGGUUGAUGAGACAUUGAAUAUCCUUCAGCAGAAUAAGUCAGUUACACCAGAUCAAGGGGGAAAUCUCACCACCCAUGCGUUUGUCGAUAUCUUCCUACAAACUCUUCCAAGCCCAAGUGUUGGCACGCCAACCGGAAGCGAAUUUUCACAGUCGUCCUCUCUGGCCGAUGAUUCCGCGGACGUAGGUCCAGGGCCAGAUUUUGCAGCAGCCUUCAUGAAGAAGGCCACGGCUGUUGUGGUGGUGGAUUUUCAAAACGACUUCAUCUCACUCGGGAAUCCAGCAACCAUGAGCCACAUAACGGAUGCACUUGUUCGUGUCCUUGCCUUUUCCAGGUCUCAUGGGCAAGAGAUCGUCUUUAUCAAGCAUUUAGGCGACCAGCGUUAUCAGAGUGCUAGCUGGAGACAUCGAAACCGCGUUCAGAGCCGCAAAGAACUCUGCGUAGAGGGAACUUGGGGAGCUGAUCUGUUCCCAGCCCUCUCGCCGGCGCCCAGUGAAAAUAUAUUCACGAAGAAAGCUCAGUUCGACGCAUUCCAAAGCCCCGAGUUCGAAAAGUAUAUUUCUGAAAAAGGGAUUGAGCACAUCAUUCUCGUGGGCCUGUAUGCCGACAUAUGUAUUGACGCAACUGCUAAGGCAGCUUUCCAGAGAGGUUUAUGGACUACUGUCGUCCAGGAUUGUACGACAGCUCUGCACUUGAAGGACGAAGACAUCUUGGGGUACAUGCAGAAAGUUUAUGGUACCAGAGUUGUGGAAAGUGAAAAACUCUUGAGAAUGCAGGCAUAG